Molecule: messenger RNA, 799 nt
Organism: Sorex fumeus (smoky shrew)
Lineage: Eukaryota; Metazoa; Chordata; Mammalia; Eulipotyphla; Soricidae
Product: kallikrein-9-like
Exons: 5
Coding region: 5-760 (251 amino acids)
Biological process (GO): proteolysis
Molecular function (GO): serine-type endopeptidase activity
Source: RefSeq, a predicted model, not a curated record
GGCCAUGAGGCUAGGAUUUGCCUGCGCUCUGCUUUCCCUCCUGACUGGGCACAGCGGGGCAGAGACCCGUGCCAUCGGGGCCGAGGAAUGUCGUCCCAACUCCCAGCCCUGGUGCGUGGGGCUCUUCUCCCUCACUCGCCUCUUCUGCGGGGCCACCCUCGUCAGCGACCAAUGGCUGCUCACCGCAGCACACUGCCGCAAGCCGUUCCUGUGGGCCCGCCUCGGGGAGCACCACCUGUGGCAGUGGGAGGGUCCGGAGCAGCUGUUCCGGGUCACAGAAUUCUUCCCCCACCCCAGCUUCAACGAAGAUCUGAGUGCCCACGACCACAACCAUGACAUCAUGCUCAUCCGCCUGCCCAGGAAGGCACGCCUGGGCCCGGCCGUGAAGCCCCUCAACCUCAGCCAGACCUGUGUGUCCCCUGGCACCGAGUGCCUCAUUGCAGGCUGGGGGGCCGUGUCCAGCCCCAAGGUUGAGUACCCAGUCACGCUCCAGUGUGCCAACAUCAGCAUCCUGGAGCCCAGACUCUGCCGCCGGGCCUACCCGGGCCACAUCUCGCACCGAAUGCUCUGCGCCGGCCUGUGGGAAGGGGGCCGCGGUUCCUGCCAGGGUGACUCAGGGGGCCCCCUGGUGUGCGACGGCACUCUGGCAGGGGUAGUGUCCGGGGGCGCCGAGCCCUGCUCCAGACCCGGGCGCCCCGCCGUCUACACCAGCGUUUGCCACUACGUGGACUGGAUCCGUAAGACCAUGCAGGAAGACUGAGCCCUCGAGUGCGGGCGGAAUCUGCAGAGUCCCAGUAUC